AUGGAAAUUUUUAUAUCAUCAUCCAACAACAACGAAUUUAGACUACCAAAAUCAUUAUUCUCGUAUUUUCUAACCACUUGUAAAAACCUAACUGAAAUAGAGUUCCAAUAUUAUCAAGAAUCAAAUUUGCCAGAACCUUUCGAAGUGUUUAACGAACUAAAUCCUGAAACUAUUUGUUCACCAUUAUCUAAGAUCUUAAUUGAUUUGACCCGUGUGCCAUCAGAACCAAUACUUUCAUUAAUAGCCGAUCAUAUUGAAACAUUGGAAGAAUUAACGAUAAAGAUUUUAUAUCAGACUACACCUUUACCGGUAGAAAUUUUGAGAAGAUUAAUAAUAAACAAUAAAAACUUAAGGAAGGUUACAUUGUAUACAAUAGAAGGAUGUAGAGUAUUAAGUAAUAAAGUUUGCAAAUGGUGA
Messenger RNA from Entrophospora sp. SA101, 417 nucleotides. The record is from the annotation of a GenBank genome assembly. Lineage: Eukaryota; Fungi; Glomeromycota; Glomeromycetes; Entrophosporales; Entrophosporaceae.